CUAGGCAGCAUGGUCUCCGACCUUAGCCUGUUCCAAACGGAACAAACGUACUAAAAAAAAAAAAAAAAAUAAAAAUUAUAUAUUUUGUAAUUUAUUAAUAUUUGUCUUAGCUACGUUAAAGUUACGCAUAUUUAUCAAAAUUUUCAUACAUAAAUAAUUUAUUUAUUAACUCUUGUUUUUAAAUAGAACGUAAUUUGAUUUAAUUGGACGAUAUUAAUAUGGUGAGACGAUGCGCGGUACCCGGCUGCACUAUUUCAAACAAUGAAGAAAACUCUCAAAAUAUCACAUUUCAUUCCCUGUGAGUGGACCCAGUAUUAAACCUUCUAGAUAAGCUGAACAAUAUGCUGACGUGAUGGGAACGCUGGUGGUAGACGACAUAACAGAUCCGUCCAAUCCAACAAAACGGAGAUUCGACGUGUUACUCAAGAUGUGUCGAAUGAUGAUGAGGGAGAAAGAUCAGGAGAUCAGACUCUUAAGAGAGCAAGUGGAAAGGUUAACAAAAAAGAAUGUCCAAUUGCAAAAUGCUCUGACUGAUAGGAAAAGAAAGAUUAUGAUGGAAGACGUUGAAGAUUCCGGCAGAGUGAUAUCGAUAAGUGUAAAUGAACCACAAAUGAAAAAUGGAGAACUUAAAAAUGUGAAACGGAAAACAAUAGUACCUAAUGGAUCACAUAAAGAGAUAAGCGAAUCCAAAAUUGUUGGCACAACAUUUCCUCGACCGAAGAAGCUGAAAAUCAAAUCUUCUGAUAAGGAAACUGGAGUUUUUUUAGAUGAAGAAAGUAUAGGGGAUAAAAGUAACGAUGGGAAUAAUACCAAUACGCAAACAGUUCAAGAAAAUGGCCCGAAAGACAAUGCAUGUGAUAAUGACCUGCAAGAUAUAGAUGGGGCGGUAAUUGAGCCGUUGUCUGCUGGACAGACAUGUGGUGUAGACAAUCCAUCACGCACUAGUCUUGCGGUCAACGAAGGUGAUGAUUUAGAUAGUUUUUGGACUGUUACGAAACAUAACGGAGGGGAUAUAACAGAGGAUAUAGCUUCUAAUGGUUUAUACAUUAUAGUGGUUUCUGAUUCAAAUGGUUGAAUAUUAAAAUACUUAAAUAGUACUACUUGCCAUUAAUUUGAGAUAGCAACUCCGGGUGACUCAUUCUAAUUCACGGACUCGCUAGCGAUGUCGAUUCGAAAAUGUUAGAAAACUCAUGUCACUGUGGUGUCCCACAAGGCAGUAUGCUUGGACCAAAAUGUACUGUCACCUAAGUUAACAACUUUAUAUUUUUUUGGUCAAUAAUGUUUAAUUAUUUAUAGUUUUUUUUUUAUUGGAUGAAAAUGGAGUGGUAACCCCGCCUGCGCUAAUGGGAUACGCUGGCGGGGCACCAGUGAAGGGUGAUCGAUGACGAUGAAAACAGGCCAGUUAGCGCAUCAUGAUGAAUUCAUCAGGAACUAAUCAUGAUAGUUUCCAGGUGAAACCGCUAAGAAGUCGACCUGGUUAGAUAUAUUGCUAGCAAUGGGAUUCUUAGUCUCCAUUACUAACAAUCCCUUCCCCCCCUCCCCCCAAUUAUUUAUAGUUAUUUUAUAUAUAAGUAUAUUGUUGUUAUUGGCCUAGUUACUUAAUAUAAAUAAAAACAUAACUGUAGUAUAUCGGCGUGGGUAAACAUGUAACCCACGCUGAUGUACUACAGUUAUGUUUCAAGGAAACAACUGUAAUACAUAACGGAGAGAAAAGACAUUCAGAAAGGGAUGCACAAAAAACUGACCUUGAUUCUUGAACCAGAACUCUUAUUAUAAUGGUUUGAUCUAAAAUGGAUGAUCUCGUUUCUAUACAGUAAGCCAGUGUAUUGGGGAGCUGGUUUCUUUUAACCACUUGAUGUUCCUCCCAACACUAGAUUUGUAAGUGUUCGUAAAUCGUAAAAUACAAUUGUACUUUACGUAUCCAUGUUAAUUCUGUUGAAUCAUUAAAUAAAAAACCGACAUUAAAAAAAUAAUUAAAGUUGCCUCUAUUUUGAGUACCGCAAUUCUCUGGUUAAUUCUAGUGCGAGGAUUGUUUUACAUUUUCUUGUUAAUUUUGUAAAAGGUUGUUAAACUCCUUAAAAAACUGUUAUUCGAUGUUAAUGUUGUUUUUAUUUGAAGAAUAAAUGCGAAAUGUUUUAUAACAUUAUGGCAAUAAAUUAAUAAAUA
Galleria mellonella (greater wax moth) is the source of this 2166-nucleotide messenger RNA. RefSeq lists its product as uncharacterized. Bases 353 to 1075 code for a protein of 240 amino acids. The record is from RefSeq and is a predicted model, not a curated record. NCBI's taxonomy places the organism in Eukaryota, Metazoa, Arthropoda, Insecta, Lepidoptera, Pyralidae. The transcript is spliced from 3 exons.